AUGCCGGUUGGAAAACGUGGACUUGUAGCUCCACAAAACACGUUUUUGGAGAAUGUUAUCCGGCGGUGUAAUAAUGCAGAUACAUCAUUCAUACUAGCCAAUGCACAAGUCGUCGACUAUCCCAUCGUGUAUUGCAAUGACGGGUUUUCAAAGCUCGUCGGGUAUACUCGAGCCGAGAUUAUGCAGAAACCAUGCUCGUUAGCAUUUAUGCACGGCGAGCACGGAGAAGUGGGAAGUCUACAGAAAAUGCAGGAAGCUUUGGAGAAUGCAAGAACAGAACAGGCAGAAAUUGGAUUGUGUAAAAAGAAUAAGACCCCAAUCUGGCUGCUUGUCCAUCUGGCGCCAAUCAAAAAUCAUAAAGAUGCUGUAGUACUGUAUCUGUGUCAGUUCAAAGAUAUCACGCCGCUAAAACAACCGUUGGAUGAUGAAAACAAUAAAGGUCUAUCCCGAAUAUUGCAAAUCGCUCGAAUCGCCAAAUCGAAACAACAAUUCAAUCAAAUCGAAACGAAGGAUCUUCACAAGUCGCCGGGAAACACAUCCAGUAACUUCAAUCAGGUUAUCAAGGUUGAGAGUCUUGACGCUUCUUUCUGUUGGUGUCACGUUCCGGACGACACCGUUAAUUGGUCUUAA
This is a messenger RNA of Caenorhabditis remanei, 630 nucleotides long. RefSeq lists its product as uncharacterized. NCBI's taxonomy places the organism in Eukaryota, Metazoa, Nematoda, Chromadorea, Rhabditida, Rhabditidae. Gene Ontology annotation, molecular function: voltage-gated potassium channel activity. Gene Ontology annotation, biological process: regulation of membrane potential; potassium ion transmembrane transport. Bases 1 to 630 code for a protein of 209 amino acids. The transcript has 5 exons. The record is from RefSeq and is a predicted model, not a curated record. Gene Ontology annotation, cellular component: membrane.